Messenger RNA from Aedes aegypti (yellow fever mosquito), 5643 nucleotides. It is a transcript of the gene stac, whose product is annotated as protein unc-13 homolog 4B. Bases 313 to 5490 code for a protein of 1725 amino acids. The transcript has 12 exons. The record is from RefSeq and is a predicted model, not a curated record. Lineage: Eukaryota; Metazoa; Arthropoda; Insecta; Diptera; Culicidae.
GAAAACCUCGAACCGUGAAGACGACUUUCCUUUUCGCUGGAAAGCACCCUAGACACGCACUGCAAUACCGGCGCCAGUAAAUUGGAAUUAAUUGAGCAUUGGUGUUCUGGAUUAUCGAUUAAACUACUGGAUAUGUCAGAAUCAAACAAACAGUUCUAUGCUCCAGAUAGCUACGAAUAGAUCGCGAAUGUGAAGUUUGACUAAAUCAUUGCUCAUCAUGACCUAAAAUACUCGAAUAAUUGUGUUCCGGUUGGAGGUGAAGAAUUCCAAAGAAAAUAAGCAAUUGUUGCAUUUAAAUAGUAAGUUCAAAGUAUGAAAAAGUUUGCACGGAAAUCCAAUGGCGGCUGCGAGACGACAACCGACAACGAAUCAAGCUCGGUGCUGUCCUCCUCGACAAACUCCGGAAGUGUGGCACGGGAGCCGAAGCGUGGUAAGAGCAAGUUCAAAGCUCGACUUCCGGUGGUUCAGUGGGUUUCUAGCGUGGGUCGCACCGACAAGAGCAAACGUGCCAUCGUUUCUUCACCACCGUGCUGUGGGCUGAACACUGCCAACGAUAAGGAGAUUCAGACGGAGAAACAAUUCGCCGACAAAUCUGUGCAAUGUGACGAACUGAAUCAUUAUGUAGUUACUGAUAACAGAUCUCAAUACACGACGACUCAUCAGGGCACAACAAUUGAUUCCAUUAACGACGAGCGGUUAGAACUGCUCUAUGGAAGCAGCCAUCGACUUCACGUUCAUCAAGGAGGGUGCAACUGUUGCUGCCGGUAUUACGGACCAGAUGCACCAAUCAUGCAAGGCCAGCUCCCUCUACGGUCUCCUCUUCAUGACGCACGGCGUCGAAGUCUUGACCAGUCUAAUGAGAUCAGCGUGUUUCGGUGUUCUAAUCGAUUAGUGGAUGCCGUUAACGGGAAUCAAUAUCCCAGUGAACAACAGUUAUUCAGGAAAAAUAAUCUCAUAUCCUACACCAGUGAUAGUGAAAUGUGGAAAAAUGAUAAAAAUAGAGUUGCACGUGUUCAGGGAAAUGUGCGCCAAGAAAAUCGAUGGUUCGCAUCUCAGCCGGCGUUGAAUUGUGUUACAGAAUCUACGGAAGAAGAAAAUCGAUCAUUUUCCAGGAAAAGUAGUGCGCAACGCAAAGUAGGCCGCGUCAGUCCAUUUGUGGCCCCUCGAUUGGUGGAAGAAGUUGAAGAAGAAGAAGAAGACUUGGAGUUGGAAGAAGAUCACAAUGGAAAACGCCAAGUGGAAAAUAAUCUAUCGGCUGAGCUCGAGCAGCAGGCCUACUUGGUGCUUGGAAUGAACAGCCAAGCGCGAAGGCCGUUUAAACGAAAAAUAUGUACCCCGUUCGACAAGCGGUUAACGAUGCCGCCGGAACAUUUCAAGCAAUGGCCAUCCGAAUCAACAUUUGAGACUGAUUUCCACGACAAUUAUCGUCACAGCUUUCCGGUUUACACUUCCCAUGAUUCCCAAAACGCAUCACCUAUGGUCAACGAAAUUCACACACGCGAAGCCGUCUAUCAUAGACCCAUCCGUCCAACUCGUCGUGCCGCCGAGUGUAGUGCAAUCGAUAGCAAUUCGAUUAUGUUUCGCAGCACGGCAGAUGAUCUUCAUAAAUUAGGCAAUUUAAGCAAAACAGCCACCGAGUCAAGGCAAAGACGAGAUCGAACAAAAAUCGACCCUCACAACUUAAGGCCAAACCUGGCAGAGCCGACUAGACUGCGUCCACCGCCUGCCGAAGCAUCUAGAUCACCGUCGAGUGGUGCAAGUUUGUACAGUAGACUUAGCGGCAGCAUCCAGAACCUGUUCAUUAGCGGAAGCCGGGGUCAGUCCGGUUCGACAUCCACUGCUGUUCGGUCGGGUUUCAGCAAAAGUGAGAACAAUUUGAGUGAGCUUAGUAGGCGGCGCGCGCAACGCAACGAUCGUUUUAUGCUGUUCGGUUCGCGGGGAAAAGUGCGACAGCGGAGGGCUAAUAAUUUUCUGACAAGUGGCGGCGGAAGUUUCUUCACGUACAACUACGACGACGAGGAGGAGAGCCGGUGGAAAAAGUACUUCAGCUUCGGCAGCAUGCAUCUCUUGAGGAAGCACAAGGCGAAGGCGGCCAACGAGACGGAAACGAAAAGAAUUCAAGAUUUGGAUGGCAGUUUCUUUGAAAAGUUCGGAUCCAUCUUGCGCCAAAAGUCCAUCAACCAUGAGGAAAGUGUCACGUUGGAGCCUUUCCCGGAGCAGAGCCACCAGUCGGAGGGAACUCCGUUCAGCGUAUCGGAGACAAUUCCCGAGGGUGAGGACAGCGGCAAUGAAACGCUCCCGGACAGCGACACCGAGGAGCAGCAGGAGAAACAGAACGAGUUUAUCGGUGAUGCCUUCGGAUGGAAUAUAGAGGAGCUGUACGAAGAAGUGCUGUUUGAAAUCUUCAACAACAUUGGCUGUGAUGACGAGGAGCUGACCGAAGAAAGUUUGGUCCACUAUGUUCAGGAUGCAUUUAAAAUUUCCAACGAAAAGCACGAGGAAAUCAUGAGGGUGGCGCGCAACAAGGAGCCGCCGGAGAUUUGCCUCAACGUGGAAGUGAUCGAAGCCAAAGAGCUGGAACCCAAGGACUCCAACGGCCUUUCGGAUCCGUUCGUGACCAUGUACAUCGCCUCGAACCCCACUCACCGGUAUAACACGUCGGUGAAGUCUGCCACCCUGGAUCCGGUUUGGGAAGAGCAUUUCUCACUGCCAAUCGAUGAAAACGCAAACGAUGCCAAUCUGAUUGUGGAGGUGUGGGAUUUUGAUCCGGCGGAAACGGUUAAGGAGAAAAUGAACAAGGUGUUCGAUGUGAAAGGCGUCCGCGGGUUGAGAAAGCUGAUGAAGGAAAUUGCCGUAACGGCUUCCACCGGGAAGCAUGACAACGAACUGAUCGGUCGUGCCAGCAUACCAUUGAAGUCCAUACCCGCAUCCGGUUUGGUUAUGUGGUACAACCUCGACAAGAAAAACAAACUCAGACGCCAAGGAACGAUAAGAAUAAGACUGAACUUUAGCUCGCAGAAAAACAACCAGGUGGCGGCACAGGAGCACCGACACUUGCUCAGAAUACUGCUUCUUCACGAGCUGGAAACCUCGAAAGUGGCACCGUAUUGGUGGUCCGGAAAGUUCACUACCCAAGGUGAAUACGUCCUCACGCAACACUCCGCCCAAAGUAGUCUCUCAACGACGGCUGGAGCCUUUAUCCAGUGGUCUGUCUACACCGCCAUCCACACUGAUCAUCCGCUUUCGUUUGGGCUGUUUGACGGCAUACUGGACAAAGUCGUUCGUGCGAUUCAGCUGAGAGCUGUUUCCGAUGAUGAGUUGAAACUGUUUUGGGAAGCUACCAAGAAACUACUUCCGUCCUGUUUCUCCGUAAUCCGCAAGCUGCGCAAGAAAACCGCAGGAGAUAAACUAGUAGUUAAAAUGCUUACAGAUGUACUGAACAUCAUUGCCAAAGUGUCGAUGCUGGAACCUCCGGAGGGUACCGAUUUGUUUCCCCUACAGCAAUAUAGCUGGAUCCGCUCGAACACUGCCGAGCCAAAUUGGGAUAUUCGUGAAGCUGUGUCGAGUGCUGUUGUUAGCGGUGCUGAAGACUGGUUCAAUAGCAUUCGGGAGGGACAUUUCGUGGAGUCUGGUCUGGAUGAGGAUCGACUGCAGAAUUUGAUCAAGAUUAUCCAGCUGGUACGAUCAGACAUUCAACGAUCGAUUGAACACUACGAUAAGCUGUUCCAAGAAAUUCUGCACUUCCAAUAUACCAAAGAGCUUUACAUAACGCACGAACUGAAGCUGGCCGAGCUUAUCAAACCUUGCGUGGAAGAAAUCUGCCGUGCUCUAAAGCGCAUCGAUAUCCCAGAAUCCAACACUGCGUUGAUGGAGUAUGAAGACAUCAACAUGGGUACAACCCUGUUCGAGUUGUAUCUGGUACUGAAGCGUUUCUCCAAACUUGGUCCCGCACUGAGCCCCGGAGAGUCCAACUUUGCCAUCGAUGAGUACCAUAAUUGGUUCACAGCAGGUGUGACGCACUGGUUGGACAUUUCGGUGUACAAAGCCUUGAUGCGAAUUCAUAAGGCAAUCGAGCUGGACAAGCUGCAACCGGUAGACGAAACGGUCAAGUAUUCCUCCUCUGCGGUAGACACGCUAGCAAUCUUCUACCAAAUCAAAAUCUUCUGGCAGCAGUUGGAUUGGCCCGAUGUGGAAGGAGCGUACAUCUUUGUUGCGAAGAUUGUCGAUGACAUUUGUCGCUGCUGUGUCUUCUACGCCGACCGUAUGUCAAUUCGAGUGGAGAAUCUCGGACUGGUGGAAAGCGUUUAUGAGAAGAAGUUUGAGGUAACUACGGAAUGGUGCCUAGCUAUCAAUAAUAUCGACUAUAUUCGCCAAAGCUUGAAACCAUUCGCAACCGAACUCGGCGUAGACGACAUCAUCAAUCGACUGUCCGACGUUCAGAGUCCAUCCGAAGCGGAACGCUGUGCUCAGACGAUGCGUGCUGUUCUGGAGGAUGCGGUCGAUAACGAGAAGAACAAAAUUCUCGAUUUGGUUGAGAAGCUGGCAAAAAAGAUGGCGCCACCCAUGCGCCGAUUCUUGGUAGAAGGUGCCGAGUUGCUUCAGCAAGACUCCAACUCAAUGGAUCGGUUGAUGAUGUACAUGGAAGAAUCUCUGUCAACUCUGAAUAGCGAAUUGAAUGAAAUCAAUUUCGAGCGAGUGUUGGAUGCCAUCUGGGGUGAAUUGACCACCAUUUUGUACGAUCUUAUUCAGAGCAAUCUUGAUAAACGCCGUCCACCAGCAUUUUUUGCCAACUUACGCGACACGUUGCACAUCUUGGUGGAAAACUUCAAAAGUGCAGAAAACCGCGAGUCUCAGAACGCUUCCGAUAGGGAAACGUUGGAUCAAAUCGAGCGGCUACUGCAGUUGCAUGGGUACGAGACGACCGAUCUCAUUCAUCAGUAUUACAUCGAUAGGCUGAAGGAACAGGAACUGGCCAAAGAGGAGAGCAUCUUCGGUAUGCUCACGGUGCAGUGUUUCUUCAAGAACAACGUGCUAGAGUUGGAGAUCAUGAAUGCACGCAACCUCAGGCCAAUGGAUUCUAACGGCACGUGCGACUCUUUUGUGCGUGUGCAUUUCAUACCUGAGGAACGCUUCGUCGGUGUUACCAAACCCCGCACAAAUACUCAAUCGAAAACGCUGUUUCCACUGUACGACGAAAAGUUUGUUGUAACAUUCAACCCGGAGCAACGGGCCGUGAAAGAUGCAAUCAUUUUGUUUAGCGUGAAAGACAAGGACCUGUUUGGAAUGUCCAACCAAUACCUGGCCGAGUGUUACUUAAGUUUCAACGACAUUGCGGACAUUUCCGGCGAGAGCGGCAAAAUCGAACAGAAGCAUUUAAAGUUGACUCGACCGCAUCGAUUGGAUACGGAUUGCGUGCGGGCAUUGGAUUAUCGUCAAGGUGACAAGCAAGCGAAAGAUUUCAUCAAGAAGCUGAAGCAAAAGAUGGGUUGAAGCGAACUUCAAUGACUUUGAAUAGGUGCCUUUAUUGGAAGUGAUCCAUUGUUAACAUAUUUAAAUUGCUUGCGAGCAGCUGUGCAACGUCGUUUAUUUUAUACCGCUUUAUUUAAAUGCCAGUAACUGAAAAAUAGAGACCUUAACUGAUGA